CCUACCAUCUUGAUCAUCCCUUAUCAUCAUUAUCAUCAUUCCUUGCUCACUUGCACGUUCGCCUGUUAAAUCGCUCAGAUCAAAUAUUUUUCAUUCUGUUCACUUCGCCAUCAUCCGAUCCGGAUGAUAUACUCAUAAGCUGCUGUUUACAUCAACAGUUUUUUUCCCAAUCAUUUGUGACUCUUCAUUCAGUGUUGUUCAAUUGCUCUAUCGACCAUCAUGAUAAAUUUUAAACCAUUGCUGACUUUAAUUUCAACUUUACUCAUUAUUCAUCAAUGUCAGUCAAUCUCCAUCAAAAAGCGUCAAAUUGAAAAUGAGAAUGAAGCCGAACUGUGCAGAGGUCGACCUCCUUCGGAAUACUUUCGUUUAACUACUGAUGAUGACUGUCGGGAUGUUGUCCGUUGUUCAGUUCAAGGUUUAUUGGCUUUAAGGUGUCCCUCUGGUCUUGCCUUUGAUAUUGAAAGGCAAACAUGUGAUUGGAAAUCAAAUGUUAAAAAUUGUGGACAAUUAGAAAAGCCACGAUUAGCAACACCUCUUCUUGCCACCGAUACACCAUUCUGUACUAAAGAAGGAAUGCUGGCUUGUGGAGACAAGAAUUGUAUUGAGAAGGAAAAAUUCUGUGAUGGAACGCCAGAUUGUGCGGAUGGAUCUGAUGAAAAUGCUUGUACUGUCGACAAAGAUCCAAACCGAGCACCACCCUGUGACCAGAGUCAAUGUGUCCUUCCUGAUUGCUUUUGCUCAGCUGAUGGAACUCAAAUUCCUGCUCGUCUUGAGCCUGCCAACACACCUCAAAUGGUUAUGAUUACCUUCGAUGGAGCCAUCAAUAAUAAUAACAUUGAUGUGUACGAGAAAUUGUUUAAGGAAGGACGAAACAAUCCAAAUGGAUGUUCCAUCAAGAGCACCUUCUUUGUCUCACAUAAAUAUACCAAUUACUCGGCAGUCCAGGAAGUUCACCGAAGAGGUCAUGAAAUUUCUGCUCAUUCAAUCACCCACAAGAAUGAUGAAAAAUAUUGGAGUGAAGCUUCAGUUGAAACAUGGGCUAAAGAAAUGGCUGGUGUCAGGUUGAUCAUUGAAAAGUUUGCCAACAUUACUGAUAACUCAAUUGUUGGUGUCCGAGCUCCAUACUUGAGAGUUGGUGGAAACAAUCAAUUCUUCAUGAUGGAAGAACAAGCUUUCCUUUAUGAUUCCUCAAUCACGGCUCCUCUCUCCAAUCCACCUCUUUGGCCUUACACUUUGUACUUCAGAAUGCCACACAAGUGUCACGGCAAUGGUCAAAAUUGUCCAACACGUUCCCACGCAGUCUGGGAAAUGGUAAUGAAUGAGCUUGAUCGUCGAGAUGAUCCCAAAUUUGAUGAAGAACUGUCUGGAUGUUCUAUGAUUGAUUCUUGCACCAACAUUAUCUCCGGUGAACAGUUCUACAAUUUCUUGAAUCACAACUUUGAUCGUCAUUACAAGACUAAUCGAGCUCCACUUGGUCUCUUCUUCCAUGCUUCAUGGUUGAAAACAACACCCGAGUAUCUUGACGCUUUCAUCCAAUGGAUUGAUGAAAUGUUGGAGAAGAAAGAUGUUUACUUUGUCACAAUGACCCAAGUCCUUCAAUGGAUGCAAUCUCCAACUGAAAUUCAAAAGAUUAACGAUUUUGCUCCAUGGAAGGAAAAGUGUGAGGUUAAAGGUUUACCUUACUGUAGUCUGCCAAAUCAAUGUGCACUCACCUCUAGGGAACUUCCUGGUGAAACUAUUCGUUUACAUACAUGUGCUGAAUGUCCACAAAACUAUCCCUGGGUUGAAGAUCCAACAGGAGAUUAUUUUGCUUUUAGGAAAAAAUAACUUUACCAAGCGAUAAAUAAACCUAAAUAAUUUAUCAUAACUCACCUUAAAAUGAAUCGCAUCUCAGAUCAAAAGCAACAAAAACAGCAAGUUGCUCAUAAUUUUAUUUUUUUAACAACAGCACCGUCAAACUAAUCACUCUGAUGAUGGUAAAAUCAUAAAUACAUUGUAAGACCAUCAUAAAUUAAAUCCUUACUUAAUUCAAUUAAAAAACGAAAAAAAAUGAA
Tetranychus urticae (two-spotted spider mite) is the source of this 2054-nucleotide messenger RNA. RefSeq names its product chitin deacetylase 1. Gene Ontology annotation, molecular function: chitin binding; protein binding; hydrolase activity, acting on carbon-nitrogen (but not peptide) bonds. Lineage: Eukaryota; Metazoa; Arthropoda; Arachnida; Trombidiformes; Tetranychidae. Gene Ontology annotation, biological process: carbohydrate metabolic process. Gene Ontology annotation, cellular component: extracellular region. The record is from RefSeq and is a predicted model, not a curated record.